Molecule: messenger RNA, 1033 nt
Organism: Rhagoletis zephyria (snowberry fruit fly)
Lineage: Eukaryota; Metazoa; Arthropoda; Insecta; Diptera; Tephritidae
Product: esterase CG5412
Biological process (GO): response to retinoic acid
Cellular component (GO): nucleus; cytoplasm
Molecular function (GO): hydrolase activity
Source: RefSeq, a predicted model, not a curated record
CUCAAGGUGUUUUAUGGUUUUAUUGUUCCUUUAUCCGUAUUUUGUGGCUAAAAUUUAGAGGAUUUAAAUUUUUUUUCCAACAUGACCAACAGUACCUCUGCUUCUAGCACCUCAACGUCAACAAAUACAAAACCAAAACCAUUGGAAAUUAAAGACAAGGUGCGAGUGCUGUGUCUUCAUGGAUAUCGCCAGAAUGGUGACGCGCUGAGAAAUAAACUGGGUUCAUUCCGGAAGUUCGCUAGCAAAUACGCAGAGUUCGUAUUGACAGCGCCACACCAAGCUGCUGCGCUAGAACCCGGUGCCGAACCAGUGCCAGAGCAACGCAGUUGGUGGGCAAAUAAAGACGAUGGUACCUUUAAGGGUACAAACAAAGGUGGACCGGCAUUUGGGUUUCAAGAGAGUUUGCGUUUGGUUGAAGAAGCGUGGAAAAUGCAAGGACCCUUUCAAGGAAUUUUAGGAUUUUCACAAGGGGCAUGUUUUGUUGGACUAAUAUGCGGCUUAGCUAAAAAGAAAUUAACAUCCUAUACGCCCCGAUUUCGCUAUACUAUCUCCGGGUUUAUUUCGGGGAGCUUAGUGCAUAAAAGUGCUUACGAAGAGGCAAUUUCAAUACCUACGCUGCACAUAUACGGUCAAACGGACGAUAUCAUACCCAAGGUGAUGAGUCAAGAUUUGGCCGCGAGCUUCAAGCAUGCCGAAAUAUUGGAACACCCAGGAGGGCACUACUUCCCGGCGACGGCACAACAAAAGCAAACCUAUAUCAACUUUUUCCAAGACCGAUUACAAGAGUACUUAGAAAACUUGGAGUUGCAGCAAUCGACCAAUGCUACGUUUGUAGAAGCAGCAGAUCAACAUAGCACUGCCGUAAGCAGUGGCAGCGAAGACACUGAUUAGAAGCUAUCAAGAAGGGAGAUAAUUGGCGAAUUUUUUUUCUGCAGUGACACGACAUUACAAUGUAUUUUCCACUCGAUUUUUUUAAUAUUUAAAUCUUAUUACAAUUAUGUUAAUUAAUUAAUAAAAUUAACCGAUAUAGUAA